UUAUGCUUAGGGUUGGGGCUGUAAAUGCAGCAACUAGCUACCAUCAUGCUAAAGAGUUAGCCACGAAGCAAAGCAGUUUACAUGUAUUUAUGGGCAUGAGCCUCACUUUACUUUAUGCGGUGUGUUUAAUGAUUACAGGUGGUGUAAUUGGACACAAUACUGUUUACAACAGCGUGAUUCCAGUAACAAGUGAAUGUGGAGGAUUUCAUAAACGUUGGCUAGGCUUGAGAGCAACUAGCUAGCUAACGACUGUUAGCUACCCAAAGCUAACUGUUUUGGCGAGCUACCUGCCAUAUUAUCUAUCCAUCUGCAAGAUAUCAGUCGACGUCUCGUCGUGGGACACUAAAAAGGGAAAACCAUGGAUAAGGCGGAUUUCUUAAAGGGUCUCCCCGUUUACAACAAGAGCAACUUCAGUCGGUUCCAUGCAGACUCUGUGUGUAAAGCAUCGAACCGAAGACCGUCCGUGUACCUCCCAACACGUGAGUACCCCUCAGAACAGAUUAUUGUCACAGAGAAAACCAAUAUCCUCCUGCGCUACCUUCAUCAUCACUGGGACAAAAAGAAUGCAGCGAAGAAGAGGGAACAGGAGCAAGGAGAGGGAGGGAGUCCAGCACCUCCACGCAAAAUCGCCAGGACAGAUAGCCAAGAGAUGAACGAGGACUCUUAGGAGUGUGUGUGUGUGUGUGUACGGAUGCGUGCAUCUGUGGAGGAAGCACACGGACAGGUCCACCAUGACAGACAUGAAGACAAACAAUCUGAGAAAGAGUCCGCCCUGGUCUGGGAAAGACUAAACAUUUUUUAUUUUUAGUUGUUACCUCCAGUGUCCAGUGUUGUUUUCAGCUUCACUACCCAGCCUUGGCCUCAUGGGGGCACUGCAACACCUUUCCACAGUUCGCUUCUGCAGACCCGAGUAUACAUUGUGAUUGUCAACUGCUGCCUGCCACAACCCAGCCACCACAACAGGGGAAGAAACUACCCCCACCUCCCAGACUUGUGUUAAUGUUCAAUAUGCAUUAUCUUCCAUGAUUCUGUUCUGAAUAUGUGUGUGUUUUGAAGUUUGUGCUGGCUUGUUUUACUGUACCAUUUUAGGAAUGGAUUCUUUAAUCUAUUGCCCCCUACUGGUCAAUCGGGAUAACAUAACAAGUGACUCAACAGCUUACUAGUUUAGUUUGAAUGUUUGCAGCUUUCUGCCAAUGUAUGCUGUUAAAAAGGGUAUUAUAGAAUGACAAGACAAAUUGUUUUUGUCACCAGGUGUUGACUACUCACUUUACCAGAAUUGUUUGGAAUUUGUUUACACUGCAAUCCAUGUACCCAUUAUGUAUGUUUGAAGAUCUCACCUUACCAGCACAACCAAGUGAUAGCAGAGGUAGAGCAAAGAAUGUCUAUGUCAAUAUGAGGGGUAGCGAGAGAAUGUUGUAUUCAGUAUGAAGACCUGUGUAAAUACUAUAGCCAGUGGCAGCUGUUAGAUAUUAAGAUCUAGGCUUUAUAUUUCUCUAAGGAAAAAUGACAUUGCAUAUUUGACUUGUCAAAUAAAUCUAUAUGUAGCUACAUA
Molecule: messenger RNA, 1552 nt
Organism: Oncorhynchus keta (chum salmon)
Lineage: Eukaryota; Metazoa; Chordata; Actinopteri; Salmoniformes; Salmonidae
Gene: dda1
Product: DET1 and DDB1 associated 1
Exons: 5
Coding region: 359-667 (102 amino acids)
Biological process (GO): positive regulation of proteasomal ubiquitin-dependent protein catabolic process
Cellular component (GO): Cul4-RING E3 ubiquitin ligase complex
Source: RefSeq, a predicted model, not a curated record